GCUCGCAGCGGCCGGGGGCGGAGCGCCGCCUGCUCAGCUCCACCCCAUCGUCCAGCCUCGCCGACUCCGCCUCUUUUGACACUACGCCUGCGCAAACAGUCAUCCCCACGACCACGCCGCCGCCUUGUGCGCGUGCGCGCGUCCAGGCGCUCCCGUCAGGCAGUGCGAGGCGCGCGGGGCACGGAGGGCGGUGGCGGCGGGCUCCUGUGAGAAGCGAGCGGAGCUUCCUGAGGUGACUGACGCGGGCCUCGGUUCUGGGCGCCGGGGUGUGGGGCUGGAGGAGUGGCCGCGAUCCCCGUCUGCACCCAGCUGCCUCUUUUUUUCCUGCGCUCCUGGGGGCUCCUUCCAGGUGCUGCAGCAGCAGCUGCCCGGGGAUCACGGCCCGGUCCGCUGGGCGAGGAGCUGAGGCGGAGGCUGCGCGGGGCCUGUCACCCCCGGCUUCUGCAGCCCGGUGUCGACGGCGAUUCGGUGGGCUUGUGCGUUUGUUUUGUUAGCGUGCUUAGGUGUCACAGCUGGGUGACCCUCGGAAGGAAGGUUUUGCCGCUGGCGCGUCAGGUGUAUCGCGGUCUUGGGGCCGCGGAUCCCUGGGGCCUGCCGCCGCCUCUGGGGUUCGCGCGGCCCGGGCGUCGGGGCUGCCUCAGCGCUGGCUGAAGGCCGGUCCGACGCACCCUUAAUUGUGGCCGCGCGUUGCCCUGCUGCGCCUGCUGUUCUCCGCGUCGCGGUGGUGGACUCUGGAGGUGGAGCCUUGCCCGACGAGUCCUUGAGGAGGAAUCAUUAUAGAUUCUAAAAAUAUAUUUUUCCUUCUCUGUGGACUUGGUAUAAAACGUAGCUUUUUUUCUGCUUGGAUUUAUUUUCUAAAAAUCAACACCGUAAACCCAUACAAAAUUGGGGUAGUUAAACCAUGAGUUGUGGAAAUGAGUUUGUGGAAACAUUAAAAAAAAUUGGUUAUCCCAAAGCUGAUAAUCUUAAUGGAGAAGACUUUGACUGGUUGUUUGAGGGCGCUGAAAAUGAAUCGUUUCUGAAGUGGUUUUGUGGGAAUGUGAAUGAACAGAACGUGUUGUCUGAAAGAGAAUUGGAAGCUUUUAGCAUUCUUCAGAAAUCAGGCAAGCCUAUCCUAGAAGGGGCGGCGUUGGAUGAAGCUCUUAAAACGUGUAAAACUUCUGAUUUGAAGACACCUAGACUGGAUGAUAAAGAGCUGGAGAAAUUAGAGGAUGAGGUUCAAACUCUACUGAAAUUAAAGAACCUAAAAAUUCAGCGACGUAAUAAAUGUCAAUUGAUGGCUUCAGUAACUAGCCACAAAUCUCUGAGGUUAAAUGCUAAAGAAGAAGAAGCCACUAAAAAGCUGAAGCAGAGUCAAGGAAUUCUAAAUGCAAUGAUCACUAAGAUCAGUAAUGAACUUCAGGCUCUUACUGAUGAAGUUACACAAUUGAUGAUGUUCUUCAGACAUUCUAAUUUAGAUCAAGGGACAAAUCCACUGGUAUUUUUAUCGCAGUUUUCCUUGGAAAAAUACCUAAGUCAGGAAGAGCAAAGCACAGCAGCAUUAACUUUGUAUACCAAAAAACAGUUCUUUCAGGGUAUACAUGAAGUAGUUGAAAGUUCAAAUGAAGACAAUUUUCAACUUUUAGAUAUACAGACACCAUCUAUUUGUGAUAAUCAAGAAAUCCUUGAGGAGAGAAGACUAGAGAUGGCUAGACUGCAGCUCGCAUACAUUUGUGCUCAACAUCAGUUAAUUCACUUGAAAGCAAGUAAUUCGAGCAUGAAGUCAAGUAUAAAAUGGGCAGAGGAGAGUCUUCAUAGCCUAACCAGCAAGGCUGUGGACAAAGAAAAUUUGGAUGCUAAAAUUUCUAGCUUGACCAGUGAGAUUAUGAAACUUGAAAAACAGAUCACUCAAAUAAAAGACAGAAGUUUACCUGCUGUGGUAAGAGAGAAUGCCCAGUUAUUGAAUAUGCCAGUGGUAAAGGGAGAUUUUGAUCUGCAGAUUGCUAAACAAGAUUAUUAUACAGCAAGACAAGAGUUAGUUUUAAAUCAAUUAAUAAAACAAAAGGCAUCAUUUGAACUUCUACAGUUAUCAUAUGAAAUUGAAUUAAGAAAGCAUCGGGACAUAUAUCGUCAACUUGAAAAUUUGGUUCAAGAACUCAGUCAAAGUAACAUGAUGCUCUACAAGCAAUUAGAAAUGUUAACAGAUCCAUCAGUUUCUCAGCAGAUAAAUCCAAGGAAUACCAUUGAUACUAAGGAUUAUUCUACUCAUAGGCUUUACCAACUUUUAGAGGGAGAGAAUAAGAAAAAAGAAUUGUUUCUAACCCAUGGAAACCUUGAGGAAGUGGCUGAGAAAUUGAAACAGAAUGUUUCUUUAGUACAAGAUCAGUUGGCAGUAUCUGCUCAAGAACAUUCUUUCUUUCUGUCCAAACGGAAUAAGGAUGUGGACAUGCUUUGUGAUACUUUGUAUCAAGGAGGAAAUAAGCUUUUGCUUAGUGAUCAGGAGUUAACAGAGCAGUUUCAUCAAGUUGAAUCUCAACUGAAUAAGCUGAAUCAUCUCCUCACUGAUAUUCUUGCUGAUGUGAAGACAAAAAGAAAAACUUUGGCAAAUAAUAAAUUACAUCAAAUGGAAAGAGAAUUCUAUGUAUAUUUUUUAAAAGAUGAAGAUUAUCUGAAAGAUAUUGUGGAGAAUUUAGAAACUCAAUCAAAGAUUAAGGCUGAUUUUGUGAAAAUGGAAAAUUAUGAGGCAUUGGUAGGCUUUGAUCUCUGUAAUACACCGCUCUCCAGUGUUGCUCAGAAGAUUAUGUCUGCUAUGCAUUCAGGUGAUUUAGUGGAUUCUAAGACUUGGGGAAAGAGUACAGAGACUAUGGAAGUGAUAAACAAGUCCAGUGUUAAGUAUUCAGUACAACUUGAAGAUGGGAAGAAUCAAUCACCAGAAAAAAAGGAUCUUAAAUCUUUAAGAAGUCAGACAUCAAGAGGUUCUGCCAAGCUCUCUCUUCAGUCCUGCAGUGUCAGGCUCACAGAUCAGCUGUCUACUGACCAAAAACAGAAGAGCAUCAGCUCAUUGACUCUUUCAAGUUAUUUAAUUCCACAGUAUAAUCAAGAGGCUUCAGUUCUACAGAAAAAGGGGCAUAAAAGAAAGCAUUUCCUAACGGAGAAUAUAAAUAAUGAAAAUAAAGGAAGCAUUAAUCUUAAAAGAGAACAUAUUACAUAUAAUAAUUCAUCAGAGAAAACAAGUAAACAAAUGGCAUUGGAAGAAGAUACUGAUGAGGCUGAAGCCUACCUCAAUUCUGGGAACUCAGGAGCAUUGAAAAAACAUUUUUGUGAUAUUAGGCAUUUGGAUGAUUGGGCAAAAAGCCAGCUGAUUGAAAUGCUCAAACAGGCAGCAGCCCUGGUGGUAACUGUGAUGUAUAGUGAUGGUUCCACCCAGCUAGGAGUUGACCAGACCCCCAUUUCCUCUGUUAAAGGAAUUGUGGUGUUACUAAAACGCCAAGCAGAGGGUGGCCAUGGUUGUCCAGAUGCCCCGGCCUGUGGUCCUGUUCUGGAGGGCUUUGUGUCAGAUGAUCCAUGUAUCUACAUUCAAAUAGAGCACUCUGCUAUCUGGGACCAAGAACAGGAGGCACAUCAACAAUUUGCCCGGAACGUGCUAUUUCAAACACUGAAAUGUAAAUGUCCUGUUAUUUGUUUUAAUGCUAAGGAUUUUGUGAGAAUAGUGCUGCAGUUUUUUGGUAAUGAUGGCAGUUGGAAGCAUGUUGCUGAUUUUGUAGGGCUAGAUCCCAGAAUUGCUGCAUGGCUUAUAGAUCCUAGUGAUGCCACACCCUCUUUUGAAGAUUUAGUAGAAAAAUACUGUGAAAAAUCCAUUACUUUUAAAGUGAACAACACAUAUGGAAAUUCCUCAAGAAAUAUUGUGAUUCAGAAUGUACGUGAGAACCUGAAGAUACUCUACAGACUUACAAGGGACCUUUGCUCUAAACUGAAGGAUUAUGGUUUAUGGCAGCUAUUUUGUACUUUGGAGCUCCCUCUGAUACCAAUUUUGGCAGUGUUGGAAAGCCAUGCCAUUCAGGUGAACAAAGAGGAGAUGGAGAAGACGUCAGCACUUCUUGGGGCUCGUCUCAAGGAAUUGGAGCAAGAAGCUCAUUUUGUUGCAGGAGAACCGUUUCUUAUAACAAGCAAUAACCAGCUUCGAGAGAUCCUCUUUGGCAAGUUAAAGCUGCACCUGCUGAGUCAAAGGAACAGUCUCCCCAGAACGGGGCUGCAGAAAUACCCGUCCACAUCAGAAGCAGUGUUAAAUGCUCUGCGAGACUUUCAUCCAUUACCCAAGAUAAUUUUGGAAUACAGGCAGGUUCACAAGAUCAAGUCAACCUUUGUAGAUGGAUUGCUAGCUUGCACGAAAAAGGGCUCCAUUUCCUCUACAUGGAAUCAGACUGGAACUGUGACUGGAAGACUUUCAGCCAAGCAUCCUAAUAUCCAAGGUAUCUCCAAGCACCCAAUUCAGAUUACUACACCUAAGAAUUUUAAAGGUAAAGAAGACAAGACUCUCACAAUCUCCCCGAGGGCCAUGUUUGUUUCAUCCAAAGGCCACACCUUUCUAGCAGCAGACUUUUCACAGAUUGAAUUGCGCAUUCUUGCACAUUUAUCUGGAGAUCCAGAACUUCUGAAGUUAUUCCAGGAAGCUGAAAGAGAUGAUGUAUUUUCUACUCUGACUUCACAGUGGAAGGAUGUGCCCGUGGAACAGGUGACACACGCAGACAGAGAGCAAACCAAGAAGGUGGUGUACGCAGUGGUCUAUGGAGCAGGGAAGGAGCGGCUUGCUGCUUGCCUCGGAGUUCCUGUUCAGGAAGCUGCCCAGUUUUUGGAGAGUUUUUUGCAGAAGUACAAGAAAAUCAAGGACUUUGCCCGAGCAGCUAUUGCCCAGUGUCACCAGACAGGCUAUGUGGUGUCCAUCAUGGGCAGAAGGAGACCCCUGCCAAGGAUUCACGCUCAUGACCAGCAACUCCGGGCACAAGCAGAGCGACAGGCAGUGAACUUCGUGGUGCAAGGCUCCGCUGCUGACCUCUGCAAGCUGGCCAUGAUCCAUGUCUUCACUGCAGUGGCUGCUUCCCGCACCUUGACGGCCAGGCUGGUGGCCCAGAUCCAUGAUGAGCUGCUGUUUGAAGUGGAAGAUCCGCAGAUCCCGGAGUGUGCAGCUCUCGUCAGGAGGACCAUGGAGUCCUUGGAACAGGUGCAGGCAUUGGAGCUGCAGCUUCAGGUACCCCUCAAGGUGAGCCUGAGUGCCGGCCGCUCAUGGGGACACCUGGUGCCACUGCAGGAGGUCUGGGGCCCUCCGCCAGGCCCAUGUCGCACUGAGUCUCCCAGCAACAGCCUGGCUACCCCCGGGUCCCCUGUCAGCACCCAGCCCCCACCCCCGCAUUUUUCGCCUUCAUUUUGUCUGUAGCCCCAGGCAACAGUGGGAGGAGAGAACUGGUUUCCAGCAGUCCAUUGUGUGGCCUUCCCCAAGGUCACCAGCUCUGCACGCCCCAGGACGCAUUAACCCUUUGGGGCUGGGGUGGCCUGUCAUCCCCUGGAGUAAAUGCCUGUGCAAAGCCUUCCUCA
Pongo pygmaeus (Bornean orangutan) is the source of this 5568-nucleotide messenger RNA. Its product is annotated as HAUS augmin-like complex subunit 3. The transcript has 29 exons. The record is from RefSeq and is a predicted model, not a curated record. Gene Ontology annotation, cellular component: microtubule organizing center; mitotic spindle; HAUS complex. The coding region runs from base 902 to 5410 and encodes 1502 amino acids. Gene Ontology annotation, biological process: microtubule organizing center organization; DNA-templated DNA replication; double-strand break repair. Lineage: Eukaryota; Metazoa; Chordata; Mammalia; Primates; Hominidae. Gene Ontology annotation, molecular function: DNA-directed DNA polymerase activity; DNA binding.